This is a messenger RNA of Lingula anatina, 979 nucleotides long. RefSeq lists its product as uncharacterized. Lineage: Eukaryota; Metazoa; Brachiopoda; Lingulata; Lingulida; Lingulidae. The record is from RefSeq and is a predicted model, not a curated record.
UUAAACUACGGUCCGUGGUCAGUAUGGGGGCCCUGUACGGCCACAUGUGGGUACGGUAUGCAGGAUAGGACCAGGGAAUGCAACAGUCCCUUCGGCUGUGCUGGUCUCGCCACGGAAACCAGACAGUGUACGCUGUUAGACUGUCCCACAAUUGUUAAAGCCACGUGGGGCGAGUGGUCGUCUUAUACCAGUUGUUCUGUAUCCUGUGGUAGCGGCGUGCAGUCCAGGUCACGUGUUUGCACUGUAGAUGGCGCGUGUGUAGAGGGCGCGGCCACAGAAGAAACUCCCUGUGAUGCAGGAGCAUGUCCCGUGAACUGGAACCCGUGGUCGUCAUUUUCACCCUGCUCUGCUACCUGCGGCACUGGGACCCGAUACAGGAGUAGAAACUGCCCGUUAGAUGGCGCUUGUAUAGGGGGCGAGGCAAGAGAGACGAUUCCAUGCGAUGCUGGCGCCUGUCCUGUGAAUUGGAACCAGUGGUCGCCAUUUUCGGGUUGCUCAGCAACUUGCGGUAGCGGGGUCAUCUUCAGAUCUCGAACUUGCCCGAUAGAUGGCGCUUGUAUAGGGGGUGCGGCACGGGAGGAAAGGACGUGUGACGCUGGACCGUGUCCGGUUUUCUGGGGCGAGUGGGGGCCAUUUACUGCUUGUUCGUCUAGCUGCGGGGCUGGUGUGCAGACGAGAAAACGAACUUGUCCGAUAGAGGGCAGUUGUGUAGGAGGAGCCGCGGAGGAAGAACAGAAGUGUGAUGCAGGAGAAUGUCCUCUCCUAUGGGGGCCUUGGUCAACGUAUUCUCCCUGCUCGGCAACCUGCGGCGUUGGGAUGCACUUCCGGCAGCGAAAAUGCCCGAUAGAUGGCGGUUGCCCCAUGGGGUCUGCUGUUGAACAGAUGCAGUGUUAUGCCGGAGAUUGUCGUACGUAAUUCCACUUAGAACCACACUGCAUCAGUUGUGUUGUGCGUUCUAGGACCCAUGUAGCAACUGCAU